Messenger RNA from Aspergillus aculeatinus CBS 121060, 4140 nucleotides. RefSeq names its product putative NF-X1 finger transcription factor. The record is from RefSeq and is a predicted model, not a curated record. Bases 448 to 3861 code for a protein of 1137 amino acids. Gene Ontology annotation, biological process: negative regulation of transcription by RNA polymerase II. The transcript has a single exon. NCBI's taxonomy places the organism in Eukaryota, Fungi, Ascomycota, Eurotiomycetes, Eurotiales, Aspergillaceae. Gene Ontology annotation, cellular component: nucleus. Gene Ontology annotation, molecular function: DNA-binding transcription factor activity, RNA polymerase II-specific; zinc ion binding; RNA polymerase II transcription regulatory region sequence-specific DNA binding.
UAACUCCGACGUAGCGAAAGUUGUGAAGUAAUUGGAAGUGUGAAGAGUUCCGACAAGAGUCCUGACCAGCUCUCGGAGGCAAACCGCCGCCACCCGAACCACAUUCACCCGUUCGUGCUUCAGGAACAAAAUCACUGUUUGAGUUCCACCAGUUUCUGUUGGUUUUUAAGUGGCGCCCCCCUGCCUGAUCUGAACUCGCCUUCGGUUUCCUUCUAUAGCUAUAUUGGAAUCGAUCAGCUCACAGAUUUUCAUUCCACUCGAGCGGAAGCCCAUCUUCGAUCUUUUCGCGGCAGUAAUCUCCUGCUUCUCAAGCUCCUUAUCAAAGACCGAUUGAUCUACGCUUUCCCUAUUUUGUACUCGGCCCUUGAUUGGUGCUGUUGCAUGGACGUGCUUUCUCCGCGUGCAAUUUCCGAACUUAACGCCUCUGUAAGGACCUUGGAGCCAACGAUGUCGAACUCUCCAGCCCUCGUGGCAGACAACAACAGCACUACCCCGCGCACGAGGUCCAGACGCGGAGGUAGAGGCCGUGGUGGCGAUCGCAGUCGUUCUCACAGAUCUGCACCACAGACACAGGCACAGGCACAGGCACAAACACAAUCUCAACAACAAACGACAGCACACCCGGCUACGAACCCCCCAUUGCAACAGAACGAACCUUCUGCGACACAGACUGCGCCCGACACAAACCAUCCACCAAGAGGACCGAGGGGAAGCCGAAGAGGGGCGAGAGGCGCAGGCGCACAGUCGAAUGGAGGCCGACGACAUGGUCGAGCACGCGGCGGUGCUGACCACUCAGCGGUCACUACUGGGGGGCGAAGAUUCGAGGGUCGACUGACCAAACCAGAGCAGUCAGAGGAGACUCAAGAUGUCGAUCCCCAGAGCGCAGGCGCGGAGGACAUUGCUGGAUUGAGAGCAGAUGCGCCAGCAUUCGUCCCAGGAGGGCCAGCCGGAGAUCUACCUCGACAAAGUGGACGUGCUCCUGCGAGUGGAAAGGGCAAAUCGAAAGCGAAAAACCCAAGCCAGCCUCGAUCCGCGCCCCCUCCGCCUGCGCCCAAGAUUACGACGAAAUCAUCGGCACCGGACAUUGCCACUCGAAUCCACGAAGACAUCGCUCACAACCUCUACGAAUGUCCGAUAUGUACAUCUGAGUUGGGCAAACGGUCUCGUAUCUGGUCCUGCGGAUUGUGCUGGACGGUUUUCCACUUGAGCUGUGUGAAGAAAUGGUCGAGGAACGAAGGCGCGGCGGCUCAAGAUGCGGCGCGUCGCCGGGGCGAGGAGGGCGAAAGCAGCGCUCCUCGUGCUUGGCGCUGCCCGGGCUGUAAUCUGCCGCAUGAAGUGUUUCCUUCCUCUUACUCCUGUUGGUGUCAGAAGGAGGCUGACCCACGCUCAUUUCCUGGUCUCCCGCCCCAUUCGUGUGGACAGACCUGCGCGCGAUCGCGAAAAGGUUGUCCACACCCUUGCGAUGCGACGUGCCAUGCUGGUCCAUGCGCUCCUUGUACUGCUAUGGGUCCGACCCAGGAUUGCUUUUGUGGGAGGAACUCAUCUACGAAGCGUUGUCAGGACACCGACUACGAUAAUGGAUGGAGCUGCGGCGAGAUAUGUGGUGAUCUGCUACCUUGUGGUGAGCACACCUGCCCGCGGCCGUGCCAUGAGGGCCUCUGCGGUGCCUGCGAGGUCAAAGUCGAUGCGCGCUGCUAUUGCGGGAAAUCGCAGUCUGAGAUGCUCUGCAGUUCCAAAGAUGAGGAGUUGGAUAGUGAAGCCCUGCGCAUUAGCGAAGACGACGGCGGGGGGGAGCUUGAAGAAUGGGUUGGAUGUUUCAGUUGUGGUGAUCAGUGCAAUCGACAGUUUGAUUGUGGGCUACACUCGUGUCAAAAGUCCUGUCACGCCCAGGAUGCGCAUCCCGCUCAUUGCCCCCGAUCGCCCGAUGUCGUGCUUUUCUGCCCGUGUGGGAAAACAUCUCUAACAGACGUUGCGGGUUAUUCGCCCCGAACUACUUGCGAAGACCCCAUUCCCAAUUGCUCGAAGCCUUGCGGGAAGUCCUUACCAUGCGGACAUUCCUGCGAGCAAGUCUGCCAUACCGGACCGUGUGGGCCUUGUUUGCAGAAAGUCACGAUCCAUUGCCGAUGUGGCCGCAAUGACUUCCGGACGACUUGUUUCUCGGGAGACUUUGAGCCACCUCAAUGUUUCCGUAUAUGUAAAGCCGGCUUGCAUUGCGGUCGCCAUGCGUGCGCGGAGCGCUGUUGCCCCGGCGAACAGAAGGCAAUCGAGCGUCAGGCUAUCCGGCGAAAGCUCAAAUCCCAUCUUCGACCAAGCGAUGAGGAUUUUGAGGCUGAACAUAUCUGUACCCGGGUCUGUGGCCGUAUGCUGAAAUGCGGGCGGCACACAUGCCCGGAGAUCUGUCACAAAGGGCCCUGUAACACUUGCAGGGAGGCAAUAUUCGAAGAGAUCCCGUGUAACUGCGGUCGAUCUGUCUUGUAUCCGCCUCUGCCCUGUGGGACACAGCCUCCAGCUUGCUCACACCCCUGUGAACGCGUUAAACCGUGCGGUCACCCGCAGACGCCCCAUAAUUGCCACACCGACGAUGAAAAUUGCCCGAAAUGCCCGUUCUUGACGGAAAAGGCGUGCCUGUGCGGCAAACGUGUGCUGAAGAAUCAGCCGUGCUGGCUUGCAGAUGCACGGUGCGGACAGAUUUGCGGCAAGCUCCUCAAGUGUGGCUCUCAUACUUGUAAGGGAAACUGUCAUCGACCGGGUGAUUGUGAGGAUGCUUCCCAGCCUUGUCAGCAAGCUUGCGGGAAGACUAAGUCGCUGUGUGGUCACCCCUGUUCUGACCAGUGUCACGCUCCUUAUCCGUGCCCCGAGAAAACCCCCUGUUCAUCCAUGGUCGCAGUAACAUGUAGCUGUGGACGACUUCGACAGGAGCGACGUUGCAAUGCAGCCAAGGCUGUUGUGACCAAGGGCCACCUCCAGCAGGCGCAGCGACUUCCAUCGGCGUCCCCGCUGGCGUGCGACGAGGAAUGCGCCCGCCUCGAGCGUAACCGUUCUCUGGCGUCUGCGCUUGGCGUCGAUAUCAACCCGACGACGACUGUUUCUCAGGCGCUCACCUCCACCAACCUACCCUAUUCCGCUGAAACUCUCGAUAUUUACCUCCAGCUUUCAUCGUCGUAUCCUCUAUCCACUCUACAGUCCUACGAAUCGACCCUCCACAGCCUCGCCACGAACAAGAAUCCAGCAAACCGCUCCACCCGCUUCCAACCCGCCAAAUCUCCCCUCCGUGCCUUUGCACACUCCCUCGCCGCUGACUGGGGCUUUGCCAGUGAGAGCUUCGAUCCGGAGCCUCAUCGCCAUGUGUUUGUUCUCAAACCCACUGCCUGGACUCCCCCCCUUCUGGGCAUGGGAAACGGUACCACCAUUGGUAUUGGCGGUGUGAGCGUCGGGGAAUGCGUCAAGUUACGUGAUCGCCAACGCCUCAAGGAACAGGAGGAGCAGCGACUCGCUGCAGCGGAAGCAAAGGCCCAGCGCGAAGCUGCACGGGCCCAGCAGAAUGCGAACGGCGAGGGCGGCUGGGCGCAGGUCGCAGCUUCAAAGAGAAGUAACGGUCUUGGUAGCUCGCGGAGCAGUACGCCUGGUCUCCAAACACCUGGUGGCAGUUCUUGGUCUACAACUAUGUACUCUGCUCUUGCGGGUGACGAUGGCAGCGCUUCAUGGAAUUCCCCCGCUCCGUCCCAACCUCAAGCUAAGAAGGAGAAAUUGGUGUUGCGGUCGGGUGUGAAGCAAGUGAGGACUUCCAGUGCGAUUCUUGAUGCGAGUCGUGGCGAGUCAGUGCGGGAUCCUAAGUCGGAUGGAGAAAAGGAGGAUGCUUGAUCUAUCGGCUUGCUGGAAGAGCCACUUUUAUCUCUUGCAUACGCUAACAACCUUCGAAUGAUGCCAUGUGCGAGGAAAUGACCUCUUCCGGACUUACUUCAAUCUCUCGGUUCCCCUUACCAUUCGCUUUGACUACUUGAAAACGUUCACGACUUUAAUGUUUUUCGCUGCUAUUCAGCUUUUUCUAUGGUUAGCGUGCAUAGCUGGCCGGUCGUGUGCUUAGUUAGAAAGACCAAAAGUCGAUAGAAUCGGGAUUUGGCAAAUCAAUGUCACUCUGUG